AUGGCGUGGUUCCUUGGCGAGCUCAUUCCCUUCUUCACCUCCUUCACAUUGGCUGCCUUUUGGGGAGAUAUCGCUUUAGAUGAAGAUGAUCUGAAGCUGUUUCAAAUAGACAGAACUGUUGACUUAACAAAGCACUCAGAUGGAAAUGCAAGACACACUUCAGGAGGCCUGGGAGAACAGUCUCUUCUGUCAAGUGAGAAUGCCACUUCAACCACCAUCUUCAAAGCAGUUAAAAAGGACGGCAGGCAGAACACAACGCUUGGGAGGAGACUGAAGAAGGAGGAAUAUAAAGAUGAGGCUGGGAUGGAUACACCCUCCUCUCCCAGAGUGCGCAGGGCAACCACAUCCAGGGCUGAGAGGAUCUGGCCAGGGGGGGUCAUCCCCUAUGUGAUCGGAGGAAAUUUCACUGGAACCCAAAGAGCUAUCUUUAAGCAAGCAAUGAGGCACUGGGAGAAGCACACUUGUGUGACGUUUGUGGAGAGAACUGAUGAAGAGAGUUUCAUUGUGUUCACGUACAGAACAUGUGGAUGUUGCUCAUACGUGGGUCGCCGAGGAGGGGGCCCUCAGGCUAUAUCCAUUGGAAAGAACUGUGACAAGUUUGGUAUUGUGGCUCAUGAGCUGGGUCAUGUGGUGGGUUUCUGGCAUGAGCACACGCGACCUGACAGGGACCAGCACGUCACGAUCAUCAGGGAGAACAUACAGCAAGGUCAGGAGUACAACUUUUUAAAGAUGGAAGCUGGGGAAGUGAACUCACUGGGAGAGACCUAUGACUUCGACAGCAUCAUGCACUAUGCUAGGAACACAUUCUCCAGAGGGGUUUUCCUCGACACCAUCCUUCCCCGCCGCGAUGAUAACGGGGUCCGGCCAACUAUUGGUCAGCGUAUUCGCCUGAGUCAGGGAGACAUCGCUCAGGCAAGGAAGUUGUACAAAUGCCCAGCUUGUGGAGAGACCUUGCAGGACUCAACAGGGAAUUUCUCAGCCCCUGGCUUUCCAAAUGGCUACCCCUCCUAUUCCCACUGUGUCUGGAGGAUCUCGGUGACCCCAGGGGAAAAGAUUAUGUUAAACUUCACAUCAAUGGACCUGUUUAAAAGUCGCCUUUGCUGGUAUGAUUACGUGGAGGUGCGUGAUGGCUACUGGAGGAAGGCUCCACUACUGGGUAGAUUUUGUGGUGACAAGAUCCCUGAACCUGUAAUCUCCACGGACAGCAGGCUGUGGAUCGAGUUCCGGAGCAGCAGUAACAUCCUGGGCAAAGGCUUCUUUGUGGUCUAUGAAGCUAUUUGUGGUGGAGAAAUUCACAAAGAUGCUGGCCAGAUCCAAUCUCCCAAUUACCCAGAUGACUACAGACCUUCCAAAGAGUGCAUCUGGAAGAUCACAGUUUCUGAGGGCUUUCACAUAGGAAUCACAUUCCAAGCCUUUGAGAUUGAAUGGCACAACACUUGUUCUUAUGACUACCUGGAGAUUCGAGAUGGCCCUACUGAAUACAGCCCACUGAUUGGUCACUUCUGUGGCUACGAGAAGCCAGAAGAUCUCAAAUCCAGUUCAAAUAAAGUAUGGAUGAAGUUUGCGUCUGAUGCAACCAUCAAUAAAGCAGGUUUUGCAGCAAAUUUCUUUAAAG
Molecule: messenger RNA, 1615 nt
Organism: Merops nubicus (carmine bee-eater)
Lineage: Eukaryota; Metazoa; Chordata; Aves; Coraciiformes; Meropidae
Product: tolloid-like protein 2
Exons: 13
Biological process (GO): proteolysis
Molecular function (GO): metalloendopeptidase activity; zinc ion binding
Source: RefSeq, a predicted model, not a curated record